CGAAAACUCAGUCCAGGCAGGGAGGCGUCAUCGGAUGCAAGUCACUGACUACUCCAGACACACUCACAAUGGCGGAUUCCUCAGAGUCGUUCCAGAUGGCCACCAGCCCCACACGGGCCCCCAGGAGGGGAGACAUGACAUCCAGCCCUGGGAGGGACCUGCCCCCCUUUGAGGACGAGUCUGAGGGGCUGCUGGGGGAGGCCCUGCCUGGGGAGGAGGAGGGAGACGGAGAUGAUCUGAUCGGUGAUGGGAUGGAGAGGGACUACCGAGCCAUCCCCGAACUGGACCGCUACGAGGCGGAGGGUCUGGACCUGGACGAGGACGAGCUGUCGGAGCUCUCCCCCGGAGCCAGGGCUGCUGCCGAGGAGGCCAUGAGCCGGAGGGACCGGGAGCAGGGCCUCAGUGGACGGCUCCGCAGGGGACUGCUCUAUGAUGUCGAAGAUGAGGAUGACGAGCGUCCCGGAGCUCGGAGGAGGCGAUUGGCUGAGAGGGCAGCGGACAGCGGGGCCGGCGACGGAGAAGACGAGGAGAUGAUCGAGAGCAUAGAGAACCUGGAGGACAUGAAGGGCCACACGGUGCGGGAGUGGGUGUCCAUGUCAGCCCCCCGGCUGGAGAUCUACCACCGCUUCAGGAACUUCCUUCGGACCCACGUGGACGAGAACGGACACAAUGUCUUCAAGGAGAAGAUCAGCGACAUGUGCAAAGAGAACAAGGAGAGCCUGGUGGUGAACUAUGAACACCUGGCAGCCAGAGAACAUGUGCUGGCCUACUUCCUGCCCGAGGCCCCCACAGAGAUGCUCAAGAUCUUUGAUGAGGCGGCUAAGGAGGUGGUGUUGGCCAUGUUCCCCAAAUACGACCGCAUCGCCCACCAGAUCCAUGUCCGCAUCUGUAACCUGCCACUGGUAGAGGAGCUGCGCUCACUCAGGCAGCUGCAUCUGAACCAGCUGAUCCGGACCAGCGGGGUGGUGACCAGCUGUACUGGGGUGCUGCCGCAGCUAGCCAUGGUCAAGUACAACUGUAACAAGUGUAACUUCGUCCUGGGACCCUUCUUCCAGUCCCAGAACCAGGAGGUGAAGCCCGGCUCCUGCCCAGAGUGUCAGUCCAUGGGGCCCUUUGACAUCAACAUGGAGGAGACAGUAUACCAGAACUACCAGCGAAUCACUAUCCAGGAGAGUCCUGGCAAGGUGGCGGCAGGCCGCCUCCCACGUUCCAAAGACGCCAUCCUAUUGGCUGACCUGGUGGACCACUGUAGGCCUGGGGAUGAGAUUGAGCUGACAGGGAUCUACCACAACAACUACGACGGCUCCCUCAACAUGGCCAAUGGCUUCCCCGUGUUCGCUACCGUCAUCCUGGCCAAUCACAUCUCCUGCCGCGACCAGCGCGUUGCCGUGGGAGCGCUCACAGACGAGGACGUGAAGGCCAUCAUGGCGCUGUCCAAGGACGAGCGCAUCGGCGAGCGGGUGUUCGCCAGCAUCGGACCAUCCAUCUAUGGCCACGAAGACAUCAAGAGAGCCCUGGGCCUCGCUCUGUUUGGAGGAGAGCCAAAGAACCCAGGUGGUAAACACAAGGUCCGCGGAGACAUCAACAUUCUGCUUUGUGGAGACCCAGGAACGGCUAAAUCCCAGUUCCUUAAGUAUGUGGAGAAAGUUGCCAGCCGGGCGGUGUUCACCACGGGCCAGGGUGCGUCUGCGGUGGGGUUGACGGCUUACGUCCAGCGCCACCCGGUCAGCCGGGAGUGGACCCUUGAGGCCGGGGCCCUGGUGCUGGCAGACCGCGGCGUGUGUCUCAUCGAUGAGUUCGACAAGAUGAAUGACGCAGACAGGACCAGUAUCCACGAAGCGAUGGAGCAGCAGAGCAUCUCCAUCUCUAAGGCCGGCAUCGUCACCUCACUACAGGCCCGCUGCACUGUUAUCGCGGCUUCUAACCCCAUAGGUGGGCGGUAUGACCCCUCGCUGACCUUCUCUGAGAACGUGGACUUGACGGAGCCCAUCGUGUCUCGCUUUGACGUGCUGUGUGUUGUCCGAGACACUGUGGACCCUGUUCAGGAUGAGAUGCUGGCUCGCUUCGUGGUGGGCUCCCACAUCAAGCACCACCCCAGCAACAAGGAGGGCGGCAUGGCGGGCCUGGAGGAAGUGAUCCUCCCCAACUCCUCAGACGUCCCCCUCAUCCCCCAGGAGCUGCUCAGGAAGUUCAUCAUAUACGCCAAGGAGAAGAUCCACCCCAAGCUGAAUCAGAUGGACCAGGACAAGGUGGCCCGUAUCUACAGCGAACUCCGCAAGGAGUCCAUGGCAACGGGCAGCAUCCCCAUCACGGUGCGUCACAUCGAGUCCAUGAUCCGCCUGGCCGAGGCCCACGCCCGCAUCCACCUGAGGGACUACGUCCUGGAGGACGACGUGAACAUGGCCAUCAGAGUGAUGCUGGAGAGCUUCAUCGACACGCAGAAGUUCAGCGUCAUGAGGAGCAUGCGCAAGACGUUUGCGCGCUACCUGGCUUUCAAACGCGACAACAACGAGCUGCUGCUGUUCAUCCUGAAGCAGCUGGUGGCUGAGCAGAUGGCCUAUCAGAGGAACCGGUACGGAGCGCAGAGCGACGUCGUCGAGGUCCCCGAGAAGGACCUGCAGGAGAAGGCGAGGCAGAUCAACAUCCACAGCCUGUCCUCCUUCUACGACAGUGAGCUCUUCACCUCCAACCGGUUCUCCCACGACGCCAAGAAGAAGCUGAUCCAGCAGCAGUUCUAGACACUCGGGAGACGUCCGUUACCCGCUGGCCGCUGCUUGUAAAUACGUGUACAUUUUCCGUAGUGUAUUUUUUGAUAAACGUUUCCAAAAAUGGGGUCCGUGAAGGAGCAGAACCCCUCCGUUGGCGAAGUCUCCUUGAAAAAUAACAUUGUUUUCAAAUCGCUUACAGAAGUUGUUUUUGGUUAGUUUGUCUGCGAUGUGUGAUGAGCGUUCACUCCAUACUACCCUUUUGAAUGAAUCGGCUUGUUUAACCCCUUUUGUGUCAUCAGCUGAAUAAAUAAUUGCAAAGUCAUUGCUGUAUUUACAAUAAAUGAGCAAGAUGAUGAACGUAGUAAAAAGAAAAUGCUAUGAAAUGUUACAAAAGUUUGCUUGUACAUGGUAAAUAAAUGUUAUGUGUUCAUAUGUUUAGUAAAACGUUAGCUGUUGAACUGAAGAUAAUAAAAUAAUUUCUAUGCAGUGA
Messenger RNA from Gadus morhua (Atlantic cod), 3198 nucleotides. RefSeq names its product minichromosome maintenance complex component 2 (gene mcm2). The coding region runs from base 69 to 2738 and encodes 889 amino acids. The record is from RefSeq and is a predicted model, not a curated record. Gene Ontology annotation, cellular component: nucleus; MCM complex. Gene Ontology annotation, molecular function: 3'-5' DNA helicase activity; single-stranded DNA helicase activity; ATP binding. The transcript has 20 exons. Gene Ontology annotation, biological process: mitotic DNA replication initiation; double-strand break repair via break-induced replication; DNA replication. Lineage: Eukaryota; Metazoa; Chordata; Actinopteri; Gadiformes; Gadidae.